Oncorhynchus masou masou (cherry salmon) is the source of this 2471-nucleotide messenger RNA. It is a transcript of the gene kif22, whose product is annotated as kinesin family member 22. NCBI's taxonomy places the organism in Eukaryota, Metazoa, Chordata, Actinopteri, Salmoniformes, Salmonidae. The record is from RefSeq and is a predicted model, not a curated record. Gene Ontology annotation, biological process: microtubule-based movement; spindle elongation; mitotic spindle organization. Gene Ontology annotation, molecular function: ATP binding; microtubule binding; microtubule motor activity. Bases 266 to 2152 code for a protein of 628 amino acids. Gene Ontology annotation, cellular component: microtubule associated complex. The transcript is spliced from 13 exons.
CAAGAGUGCCGAUUGGCUCAGUUUGUUUACGGCCCCUGUGCUUAUCGUUUGAAAAUAUUGGGCGGAAGGCCAUUUUACGAUCGUUUAAGUCUUUCUUUUUUUAUCAACAAAUUCUGGCAUCAUUUACUUUAGCAAACAUCUUGAACUUUUUUUAUACAAACCACAUUUUAUAGAGAACAGGAGAAAACUUUCGGUAAGGUUGAGUGUUUUAUUCGCUUUAGAUUCUCGACAACUGAACUGGCUAAAGACAUCUAACAACAAAGACAUGGCGGCCCAGCGCGUGGCUGAGGACGUUGCGAGAGGAACCAAACAGACAGCCAGGGUUCGGGUUGCGGUGCGCCUACGGCCCUACAUGCACAUGCAGGACCAGAAGGGUGAGGGGGCCUGCGUAAGAAGACUGGAUACGGAGACCCUGGAGAUAAUUAACUGGAGGAACGCCACAGAGACUCUGCAAUACCAGUUUGAUGUCUUCCACGGUGAGGAGACAACUCAACAGGAGGUGUUCCUCUCCUCAGUGAAGCCCAUUCUGCCCCACCUACUGAAAGGGCAGAACGCCAGCGUCUUUGCCUACGGCCCAACAGGAGCUGGGAAGACCCACACUAUGCUGGGCAGUCAAGAACAGCCAGGGGUGAUCCCACGGGCGGUCCGAGGUGUCUUCAACCUGGUGAAAGCCAAGGAGAGGGAGCACGAAGGCUGGGACUACAGCAUCGGCAUGUCCUACCUGGAAAUAUACAACGAGAAGGUGCUGGACCUGUUGUCCCCCAGUGCUCAGGAUCUGCCCAUCCGAGAGGACAAGGACAGGAACAUCCUCAUUCCGGGCCUGACCUACACGCCCCUCUCCUCCUUCUCCAACUUCCACUCUCAUUUCAUCCCUGCCAGUCUCAACCGCACCACGGCCUCCACCAAGCUCAACCAGCGCUCCAGCCGCAGCCACGCCAUUUUACUCAUCAAGGUGGUGCGUACACAGCGCAACCCCCCGCACCGGCAGCAGACAGGCAAGCUCUACCUCGUGGACCUGGCCGGCUCGGAGGACAACCGGCGUACGGGCAACAAGGGCAUCCGUCUAAAGGAGAGCGGUGCCAUCAACCUCUCCCUCUUCACCCUCAGCAAGGUGGUGGACUCGCUCAACGCGGGCGGCGGCGGGCGUGUGCCCUACCGUGACAGCAAGCUGACGAGGCUUCUGCAGGACUCGCUGGGCGGCUCGUCCCACUCGGUCAUGAUCACCAACAUCGCACCCGAGUACACAUACUACUUUGAAACCUUCACAGCACUCAACUUUGCCGCCAAGUCCAAGCAGAUCGUCAACAAGCCCUUCGUACGGGAGACGGUGACCGUGCCAUCUGUACAAGUGAAGAGGUCCAGGGAGGAGCAUGAGGCUGGGCAGUCCGGUGAGCCCCAGAAAAAGAAGCUAAAAGACGUGAAGAAGACCAGCCAGGAGGAUCCUACACCCCCAGCACAGCUACACAGCCCCACAGACCCAUCUGUAUUGAACCGGCUGAUGGCUCUGGAGAAGCUGUUGAUGGGCACCCCAGUAAAGGAAAGACUCAACAUGCACAGAGAGAUCCAGGAGUUGAAAGAGAAGCAAAGGGAGUUUGAGAGCAAAGCCAAAGUGCUCAAAGUGACAGGAAAUGGUGCCACUCGCAACAGCUCGGACAAUGGGUCAUCGGGAGACUCGCCCCUCUUCAGGACGUAUCUACCCCCACUACACAGAAAACAGUCCGCGGCAGCCAAACCCAAAAAACAGCAGGCUGUUGUGUCGCCCCUACAAGUGUCCCAGCUACAACCUCUCCAGCAGUGUCCGGUGGUCAAAAGGCCCACUGUCUGCCUCAUGAAGAAACAGAAGUAUCUGGAGCAGAGUGAGGUCCAAGAGGGAAAAGAGAAUGUGAAGGACACAGGUUGGGAGUCUCAUUUGGACAAGUCAGUGCUGGACCAGUCCCGACACAAAAUCCUGCAGGUGCUCAACUCCGGGUCCCUCAAAGACCUGAAGGGCCUGCAGCAGAUUGGGGACAAGAAGGCCAAGCUCAUUCUGGGCUGGAGGGAGAUUCAAGGCUCCUUCACUCAGCUGGAGGAUCUAACCAAUAUCGAGGGAAUCACAGCCAAAAGACUCUCCUCUUUCAUUAAGGCCAACAUUCUCAGCAUGAUGGGGACGUGAUUCUGCUAUCUGGUCUUUGUCUACUCUUCCUGUCCUUCCAAUAUUUUGCAUUUUUUAUUUGAAUGUUUCUAUGUUUUUGAAGAAUGUUCUCUGAUUAUUUACCACUCUCUGACUCUGCAUUUAGAACUGUAUGACGUAAUAUGUCUGUAUAUACAGCUCUUAUAAGAGGUGGUCUGCAAGCGUGUACUAGUAUGACUUUUUAUUAUAUUUCACGAAAAUGCGAUAUCUGUCCUUGUUUUAUUUUGAGAUGUUUUUGUAGUAUUUGCGCUAUUCCAGCCGAUGGCGCAAUAUUGCCGUUCAAUAAAUGUCUCUACUUUUA